Molecule: messenger RNA, 1155 nt
Organism: Schistocerca nitens (vagrant locust)
Lineage: Eukaryota; Metazoa; Arthropoda; Insecta; Orthoptera; Acrididae
Exons: 6
Coding region: 1-1155 (384 amino acids)
Source: RefSeq, a predicted model, not a curated record
AUGACAACGCUGCAGAGGGAUGAUCUGAGGCAUCACGUAGUGUCCCAGUCACUGCGUGCUGUUCGGAGCAUCACAAGAGCCGUGGUCGCCAGGGAAAGAUCUGAGAGCCACCGUCUACGUAAUUACAAGUGGACGGACUUGAACAAAACAGAACUGCAGGCCCAGGCGGCGGUUUUCCGGGAGCGCCUCUCCAGCUACUGGCGAGACGUGGCGCAGCUGGUCUCACUCGGCGCGACGCACUUCUCACAGCUGUUGGUUCCCCUCGCGUUCGAACACGUGGGUAACCACACCAGUGAUCAGCAACUCCACGGUUGGAUGAAGGACGUGGAACGUGUGAAAGACAUGCUGCACACGAAAGUAACCGGAUUGGUACACGACGCGCAAUGCGUCAGCAAACAGGUAGAGCACUACGAGUUGGAAGAAGACAAGGACAGGCCGGGACGCUUGAUAGUCAGGCGGCCGCUGUUGAGUGAACGCCUACUGCCCUACCAGCCGUGGAACCUUUCCUGUCACGACGACUUCAGUGCGCUGUGCGAAGAGCGGCAGCCAGAGGCGUCGCAGAUGUUCAACCUCGCUGACACACUGUACGCCUACUAUCGUUUCAACUGGUACACUGUAGCUGUGUACAUCGAUAUGUUCUACGAAGAUGAUUUCAAGACUGUAGAUGAGGAGUGGCAGCUGGAGGACAGAAGCAGCGCUACACUCUCCGUGGACACUGAGUGCGUGCAGCUGUUGGCGAACGCCCUGGACCACCCCACGUGUCCGCUGGAAGACCUGCCGCUGGAAGCCCUUGAGCAGCGCGAGCAGUGCCGUGUGCAGCUGUGGGACGACGUGGUGCAGAGGUCGCCCCACAUACCCGUGACCAGCUACCUGGCCUACACACAGAGGGUGAACGUCAACCUCUGUCUGCUCGCCUGGAUGGCUGUUAACUCGUACAGCAUUUGUCAGGACGUCCCGUUUAGUGUGAUACAAUCCGUGAGUGAUGCUCGCUGCUACUUCGAUAGUCCUGACGAUCAAUCGUGCCUGGAAUCGAACGCUACAGACACCAUCUGCUCUGUUUCCAGAGCUAUUCUCCUGCUAAAGUGUCUCAGCAGCGUGUCUACGCUGCAGUUAGCAAAGACUGCCAACAUUGAGGAGUGUCUCGGUGUAGAUUGA